AGAGGUCACGAGCUCAUUAGUGUUAAAGCGUCGCCCUCCGAUCCCUGACGAAGACUUUCAGACAUCACGCCCGUAUUUCUUUUCUUUUUUUUAGGGGAAGACAAACACGUGGUGGCUCGGGUGGCGCGGGCAGGCGGUGUGUGUCAUGACGUUCUGGGUGACUGUGCUUGCGUUGUCUCUCCUCUUGCGUCGUUUUAACGUGUAAAAGAAAAACUCGGAAACCUCGCUGUGGUGAUGAUGUAGACGCACAGGGGAAGGCAGUCCAAUGGAGAUAAUUUUCUGCGGAAGAACGAGAGAGACAGAGAUAAAGAGCGACGAGGGAAGAUCUGUUGGGAGCAGUUCCAGAAAUAACCAUGAGCGGGGCGGCGUGACCCACCGCGCGGCGAGCCAGCGAGAGUAAACAAGCACCGCAAAACAUGAGACAGACAUCGUCAUCGACAAGGCCUCCGCCGUCGCCUUCUUCGGCGUCGGUUACACUGGCGGCGUUGUUGUGGCUCGCGGUGACGUCAUCCGCUCUCCCAGACGACCUUCCCGUGACGUCACCGAACAUCUCGUACCCUGCCGCCGCCGCCGCCGCCAAGUUGCCUAAUCCUUUUCCCAGUCCGUUGAGGCGAUUCGGCGACGAGGGCCAGCAAGCACUCCCUGACGGCGACCGACGAGCGCAGGGGAAGCGAGGCGAGAGAGGGGAAGUGGGGAGCACGAGCGACCAUGUAUCCGAGGGGAGAGAGACGGAGGGGAAGAGGACAGAAGGCGACGCAAAGAAAACGGGAAAUCCUCCGCUGGGAGAGACUCGGCCAGAGAGGAAUGUGUCGUUCGUGGCCGUCCGUCGGGAAAGAUCACCCGGCCGCCGAUUUCGCAGGGCGGCAAGGAUCCUGCAUGGCCCCCUCUGGACAGCCGAAGGGACACUCUUCGUCGAGCUGGUCGUGGUGGCCGACUACAGCAUGUAUCGCCACUACGGGUCGGGGGUGUACGAGCGCAUAAGGGAGGUCGUUAGCACAGCGGCGGGGUUCCUCCGUCGGGUCGGUGUCGUUGUGGUGCUGACGGAGGCGAGGGUGUGGAGCCGCGGGGACGAGAUCGCCGUCACCUCGAAUCGCCACAAAACGCUCAACAAGUUCGAAAUUUACCGGAAUAAACUGCUGGAGGAGGAACCGCAUCUCGCCAACGAUAACACCGUCCUUAUGACACGACAGGCUUUCGAAAACGCGGCUGGCUUGGCCUUCACUGGAAUGAUGUGCAGCGGCGGCCUUUCCUCGGUAUUAGUCCGCGACGACGACAGGAGCUCGGGCAUCAUCGGGCACGUCCUGGCGCACGAGUUGGGGCACAGCCUGGGCAUGAAACACGACGAAGAAAAGUACGAAGACACCGGCGAAGACUGUCGGUGUCCGUCUGGCUCCUGCCUCAUGAUUAGCUCCGUGCCACUGAAUUACAACUCGAACCGGACCUGGAGCUCCUGCAGCCACAAGUACCUACAGAGGCAAAGGCAGAGCAAAACGCUCGGCUGCCUGGCGAACAUCCCGACGAAGGUGCUCCCGGGGGCGAGCUGCGGCAACGGCAUCGUGGAGGAGGGGGAGCAGUGCGACUGCGGCCUGCCCGAGUUCUGCCGCAACAACUGCUGCGACGCCAGAACCUGCAGGCUCAAGGCCAACGCCACCUGCGCCUCGGGGGCCUGCUGCGACACGGACACGUGCAAGCCUUAUCCUGCAGGAACGGAGUGCCGUUCUGCCCGCGGCGAGUGUGACCUGCCCGAGUUCUGCCACGGCAACUCCGAAACCUGCCCCGACGACCUGCACAAGCGCGAUGGCACUUCCUGCAUGUAUGAGAGGGGCUACUGCUACGCGGGGCGGUGCGGCAGCCACGAUGGGCGGUGCCGCGAGGUGUGGAACCAACCCACGUGGGCGGCCAGUUCCGUCUGCUUCACUCGCCUCAACACGGAGGGCUCGGAGGACGGAAACUGCGGCCUCCUGCGCAAUCAGCACGUCCAGUGCGAUAGAGACUCGGUCAUGUGUGGCACCCUGCACUGCGUCCCCCGUGACAGAUAUCUCUCGGGCCUCCCUUGGUACCACUUGAACUACACGCGGGAGGUGGACUCGACCUCCUGCUCCUUCGUCAUUAGCUCAGAGGAGUACCCGAGCUCGGAUUGGCUCUCUCCGGACGGAGCCAAGUGCGCGGAGGGGAAGAUGUGUGUCAACCAGAGGUGUGUCGCCGUGCCCGUCGCCGACGGAACGAGGCAAUGCCCGGGUAAUUGCUCCGGACACGGCGUCUGCAACAACAAGAACAAAUGCCACUGCGACCCCGGCUUCUCUCCCCCCGACUGCGCCAAGCCGGGCAUGGGGGGGUCUGAGGACAGCGGGCCGGCCUCGAGAGCGAACAAAGAUGGAAGUACCGCCGCUCUGGUGCUGUGCGUGUUGUUCGUCUUGCUGCUGACCCUGGCUGCGGCUCUGUUCUGCGCUUGGGGGAGUCUCCGGCGCUGCUGGGAGAAGAAAGGUCGCGAGAAAGUGUCCGCCAUCGCCCCCCGCUGCGCCUCCUGCAUCGACACCUGCUGCUGCCCUCUAGUGUCCAAGAUCACCCACUGGAUGGUCACCGUCGGCCCCCUCGGGAAGCGGCCACGGACCUCUCGGAAGGAAAUCCACACCGUUGACGUCUCGGCGGCCACGGAGAACGGUAGGACGAUCUGCCAGGUCGACCUAGACUUCGAGGGUCGGCAGCGCUCGAGGACGAACUCGUGGGGAGUCGCGAACGAGCGUUUGGUCACCGAGAUCGUCACGCUCGAACCAAAGAAUUCGCCGGAGCUGCACCGAAAGGUCCAGCUCCCCUCGGACUCCUCAAGCCUCAAGUCGGUGGAUUCCUUGAAGCGUCCGAAGUACAUGCAGUCUGUGUCUGUGGACUCGGGCUGCGUGCUGGACGCGGACGAGAACAAUCUCAAAGAUUCUCAAUCUUCGAAUGUCUCCAUGAGGAGUUUAGUAAGCCUGUUUAGCAAGUUCGGCACAAAGGGACAAGGUGUCGACCCGGACAAGGGAAACAGAAGGUCCGUCACCAUGGGGGAAGAAAAGGCCAUGCCCUUGAGUCGCAUCGUUGUGGAUCCUUAUAUCAACAAUCGGCGAUCAAGGCACGGAACACCCCCGCCCAUCCCCACGCAACCGCCCGUGGCCCUGCGGCCAGCCUACGGCCGUUCCAUCUCAACGGACGUCCCUGCUGCUCGAGGACGGCCUGUACAGCCUCCCCCGAUGCCUCCUUCCAAAACGAAGCCCCUUCAAAACUGCGAGAACACCCCCGACCCCUCCUCGAAGCUGGCAUCGAAUCCCUUCAUUCAGUCCGAGAAGCAGAAGCGGAGGACGAGCAGUUCGAGUUCGUGCGACAGCGUCCAGUCGAAUGGGCGCGGCCGGCCCAUCGCUCUGACUGCGAGCAGCCAAGACAACGAUAAGAAACCACCAAUGAAGCCACCUGGACUUCCGCGACCGACCUCACGAACGUCUCCUGCCCGAGAGCCUCCCUCUCUACCUCGGCUCACAGAAGCCUCAGAGGCGAACGCAAAGAAGCCUUUCCGACCUAGCCAGCAGGCGAUCCCUUCAGCUGCUGCUGCGAGACCGCCCUUCCACUCAGCGGGCAGGGGGGCGGCAAGGACACACGGCGCAAAGCCAAUGCCAGGAAAGCUAGGCAAAGCUGAUUCUCAAAACACUGCCAAGAACAGAAAGAUAAUGGAUCUCGCUCGGAAGUUCGAACAGCAAUGAUAUCGUCUACAUUUUUUUCUUGAGUUGAUUGAAGUUUGAAGUGACCUUAGACUUUUUCUAUAUAUUUAUUUGUCCACUAUUUAUUUAUUCCGAAGCUCACAGAAACACGAAGCUGCAAACCACCGGUGACUUUUUUCACACGGAAAGCUUUUCAUGAAAAAUGCCGCAAAUGAUGAACUUUGACAUGCAAAUAUAAGGUGUACAACAUUCCUUUUUCACUAGGAAUCUCUUGCCAAGACAUUACUAGUCAUGACACGCACAUGGUCAGUAUAGUAAGAAUAGAAAUAUGUUAGAAAUAGAAAAAGUUUCUGUGAUAUAGUGAUUUUUUCUUUUGAUCCAAAGAGUUUUAUACCAAGUAUAUCCAGGUGGAUUUCGUCAUUUGUGUACAAUUAUUGUUUCCCUUUUGUCUGAGUUUGGUUACGAUAAUCAAUCAUUUACUACCUACUUAUCCUCGACUGCAGCCUCUGCAAUGUCAUCCAAACGUAGUUUUAGCUCUCGAAACCAAAUAAAUCCAUUGAGAAGAAUGGAUUUGAAUAUUCUUGAAGUUUAUGGUGUACUUGGUAGAAUAAGUAAAGCGCAGUUUCUGGCUGAGUGACUUUUAGAUACUUAAAGGCCUUAACAGGUCUCAGCGAAAUCUCCAAAGUCUGCCAAAGGACAUGUGCCAGGGAUACCCGUAUUUUAGUCAGUAGGAAUGUUAUGUAUUUAUGUGUAUUUGUGUGGAUGUGUGUGUGUGUGUGUGUGUGUGUGUGUGUGUGUGUGUGUGUGUGUGUGUGUGUGUGUGUGUGUGUGUGCUUGUGUGUUUUUGUGUGUGUGUGUGUUUGUGUGUGUGUGUGUGUGUGUGUUUGUGUGUGUGUGUUUGUGUGUGUGUGUAUUAUGUCUGUUAUUAUGCAAAGAUAUUAUUUGGUACUUUUAACUUCUGUGUGGGAGUGGCGCUAUUGUAACUAAGUAUGUAUUCUGUUUUGCCUUCAGUCUGAUGGAAUAUGAUCUGUGUUGAAUGUCUUCACUGCCGUUGUCAGUCAUAAACAGAUGAAAAAAAAAAGAAAAAUAAAGUACGACGUGAUGCUUUGCAACUGUGCUGCAAUACGAUGCUGUCAAUGGCUGAUGUUCGGCGUUGAAUGCAGAAGCAGUCACCAACAAAUAAAAAUAAAUGCUCCGCUUAAUGUUUAAGGAUUCUCUUUACCGACAUUCUAAAGAAAUUGUAUAUGUUCACAAAUACGCGCGCGCGCACGCACACACACACACACACACACACACACACACACACACACACACACACACACACACACACACACACACACACACACACACACACACACACACACACGCACACACACGCUCACACGCUCACACACACGCUCACACACACGCUCUCUCUCACACACACACACACACACACACACACACACACACACACACACACACACACACACACACACACACACACACACACACACACGCUCACACACA
Penaeus indicus is the source of this 5195-nucleotide messenger RNA. RefSeq lists its product as uncharacterized. The coding region runs from base 417 to 3728 and encodes 1103 amino acids. The record is from RefSeq and is a predicted model, not a curated record. Gene Ontology annotation, molecular function: metalloendopeptidase activity. Lineage: Eukaryota; Metazoa; Arthropoda; Malacostraca; Decapoda; Penaeidae. Gene Ontology annotation, biological process: membrane protein ectodomain proteolysis. The transcript has 14 exons.